Messenger RNA from Trifolium pratense (red clover), 878 nucleotides. RefSeq lists its product as uncharacterized. The coding region runs from base 98 to 580 and encodes 160 amino acids. The record is from RefSeq and is a predicted model, not a curated record. Lineage: Eukaryota; Viridiplantae; Streptophyta; Magnoliopsida; Fabales; Fabaceae. The transcript has 2 exons.
CCACCACAACAACUUCCAUCACACACACUCUUCUCAUUUCCAUCCAUUCACUCACUCUCUUCUCUCUCCUAGGGUUUCCAUUUCCUUUUCCUCUUCAAUGGCUCAACAAGAUGCUCAAAACGGUGCUGCUUCCGAAACCACUCUUUCCUUCCUUGCUUUCAAGCCUCAGCUCUUCGUUGAAGCUCUCAAAGCAAACGACGCCGUUCUGUUCUAUAAGAACGCUUUUGCUGCUGAAGAGGUUUCUCGUACUUUGAACCCUAAACGUAAGGCUGAUCAAGAAACUCCUCUUGUUCUCUCUGCUGAUCUCAAGAUCGCUGGUUCAUCUUUCGCUGUUGCUACUGUUGAUGAUCCUGCUUCACUUGUGAAGAGUGGAGGAAACGGUGUCGUUUUCUCACUUGAGGCUGAGGACAUUGAAGGUGCUAUAGCUAAGGCGGUGAGUGCUGGAGCAGUUGCUGAAGGUGAAGUGGUGGAGUUUGAAGGCGCGUCUGGUGGUGGGCGCGUGGGGAAGGUAACUGAUCCAUUCGGUUACGUUUGGCAAAUCAGCACUCCUGUGAAGAAAGUUGCUGAUGUGGAAGCUUGAUAACCGUCUGAUGCUAAGAGGAUCUGAUCUGACCGUAGUUUAAUAUUUGAGUUUUUAGUUAAAAUUUUAAUUAGGAGAAUUAAAGUUGAAAUGUGUAUUUUGUUCAGGAAAAGGCAAGUGUUCAGUCUUUAGUAGUUGAUGACUAUUAUUAUCCCUAUGCUUAGGUAUUCUCUCUAGGUUAAUAUUUGCGGUGCUACCUAAUUGAAAAACUAUUAUUAUCUUCUCUUUUUAAAUCUUGUUGGUUUAAUGCAUGGCAUAUUCUGAAUGUUCGUCAAUAUUUUAUUGCUGUUACUCGUUA